AAGGGCGUGUUUCCACUCUGUAUCACUCUGUGACUAGUGUUGAGUCCGGUUGACAGUACCUUGGGUGACCUUCAAGCCCCAUGUAGCAGCCUCCAGGCGGCUUUGAGAGGAGAUUUGUUUUUUGUUCGCCCCAGCAGGCGCCUUUAAGCAGGUGCCCUGUGGGCUCGGGUUGGGGGAAGGAGGGGGAGAGGCCCUACCCUUGUCCUGUCCCGGUGCGGGGAUGUUCAGUGCGGUGGUUACACGGUGGCGGCGGCGGCUCUCCCACUGACGGCCCUCGGGGGGGCCAGAGCAUGUUGCUGCGCCGUUGCCGCUGGACUCUGGGCGGCGUGGGGAAGGUGCUGAGCCGGCCGGGGAGAGGAGGAGGAGGAGGAGGCGGGGGGACGAGGGAGCCGAGGGCAGGCCCAGCGCCAGCGUCAAGCCCCGGCCUCCACCUCCACCAACGCCCGGCCUCACCGCCGCUGCUGCUGCCGCCGCCGCACCUCAGGCUCACGGUUACCUGGUCACGCCCAGGCCCAGGCUCCAGCUGCUUCCCCCGGCACCAGGCCUGCCUCUCCCGCCGCUACGGUGCCGGCAAACCCGCCCCCAAGAGACAAGCGGCCGAGCCCUGCUCGUACCCGAGGGCCGAGGACAGAGCGGCGGCCGGCGCCGGGACUCCAGAGCUGUAUGAAAAUCCAUGGACAAUUCCAAACCUACUCAGUAUGGCAAGGAUUGGCUUGUCACCAUACUUGGGUUACCUAAUAGUAGAAGAAGAAUUCAACCUAGCUCUUGGUCUUUUUACCUUGGCGGGCAUUACUGAUCUGUUGGACGGCUACAUUGCACGAAACUGGGCGAAUCAGAAAUCGGCUUUGGGGAGUGCCCUGGACCCAUUAGCAGACAAAAUUCUGAUCAGCGUUUUGUACGUCAGUCUCACGUGCGUUGAGCUUAUUCCAGCUCCUCUCACUGUGAUGGUCCUUAUGCGAGAUGUCAUUUUGGUUGCAGCGGGUUUCUAUAUUAUUAGAUACCGAACAGUUCCAGCACCAAGAACACUAAGCAAAUAUUUCAACCCGUGUUAUGCUACUGCCCAAUUGAAACCAACUUUUAUCAGCAAGGUUAACACGGCAGUUCAACUUGUACUCGUGGCUGCAUCACUAGCAGCUCCAGUUUUCCAGUUUGUGGACAGUGUGUUCCUUCAUACUUUAUGGUAUGUCACAGCCCUGACCACAGUGGCAUCAGCAUACAGCUACUACCUCCACGGCAAAAAUACUGUGCAAGUGCUGAACCGGGCAAAGUAAAUCAAACUGCAUCGCUGACAAUGGCGUCUGGAAUCAGUCUGAGCAAAGCAGGGAAUGGAUCUUGAUUUUUAUGCAGAAAAGACAUUGAUUAAAAUAAUGUAGAUAUAUAUGGAAUUUUUUUUCCUACAAAUGAUACAAAUUUAUUAAUAAAAGUUUAAAAAUCUG
Molecule: messenger RNA, 1436 nt
Organism: Leucoraja erinaceus (little skate)
Lineage: Eukaryota; Metazoa; Chordata; Chondrichthyes; Rajiformes; Rajidae
Gene: crls1
Product: cardiolipin synthase 1
Exons: 8
Coding region: 291-1271 (326 amino acids)
Biological process (GO): cardiolipin biosynthetic process
Cellular component (GO): membrane; mitochondrion
Molecular function (GO): cardiolipin synthase activity
Source: RefSeq, a predicted model, not a curated record